Messenger RNA from Antrostomus carolinensis (chuck-will's-widow), 685 nucleotides. RefSeq names its product integrin alpha-11-like. Gene Ontology annotation, cellular component: integrin complex; external side of plasma membrane. The transcript is spliced from 7 exons. Gene Ontology annotation, molecular function: integrin binding. Gene Ontology annotation, biological process: integrin-mediated signaling pathway; cell-cell adhesion; cell-matrix adhesion. The annotation marks the transcript as partial. Lineage: Eukaryota; Metazoa; Chordata; Aves; Caprimulgiformes; Caprimulgidae. The record is from RefSeq and is a predicted model, not a curated record.
GGCGUCGAGCCUGGACUACUAUGAAAUCAGGUCGAACAGCUCCCUGGAGAGAUACGACAGCAUCGGCCCCCCCUUUCAUUGCACCUUCAAGCUGCAGAAUUUGGGCUUCUUCCCCGUGGAGGGGGUGACCAUCAAGCUCACCGUCCCCGUGGCCACCCGGGCAGGCAACCGCCUCCUGCUUCUGACUGAAUUCAUGGUGGACCAGGAGAACACAACCUGCAACAUCUGGGGAAACACCACUGAUUACCGGAGGACACCCGCCGAGGAGGACCUCUCCCGCACUCCACACUUGAACCACAGCAACUCCGACGUCGUUUCCAUCGACUGCAAUGUGAAAUUAGCCCCCAACGAGGAGAUGAACUUGCACUUGCGUGGUAACCUGUGGAUGAAGUCUCUGAAAGCACUGAAGUUCAAGUCACUGAAGCUCAUCACGAACGCCGCUCUCCAGCGACGCUUCGGGAGCCCCUUCAUCUUCCGUGAGGAGGACCCCAGCCGGCAGAUAACGUUUGAAAUCUCCAAGCCGGAGGAGUCACAGAUCCCCAUCUGGAUCAUCCUGGGCAGCACGUUAGGAGGUCUCCUGCUCCUGGCCCUGCUCGUCCUCGUGCUCUGGAAGCUUGGAUUUUUUAAAAGCGGGAGCCGCAGGCGAGCGGCCGAGCGGGAGCGGAGAGCCCAGGGGCUGGAGUGA